AUGUCUGAACCGCAAAGCAGGGGUAGUAACGCUGCGGGCGCGGCUUCAAAUUCGCCGCAAAACGCCAACGGGAAAGGGACACCUCCGAAGGCGUCGCCGCACGAUGCCAAUGUUGAACUUAAGACCAAGAACCCGGAACGCGCAGGUGUGAAGGGAUCGAUUCCGCUCGGGGAGGAUAUCAUGCAGAUUGCCCGGAUAGGGGAGAUUUCGGCCAUGCAAAGGAUAUUCGAGGAGAAGAAAUUGACAGCCAACCACAAGGAUGAGGAAGGAAUCACACCGUUACAUUGGGCCGCGAUCAACAAUCAAUUUGGGAUGUGCAAGUUCUUGUUGGACUCCGGAGCGGAUGUUAACGCCAAAGGAGGGGAGUCCGUCGCCACGCCGGCGAUGUGGGCUGCUCAACGCUGCCAUUACUAUAUCGUUCACCUUCUGCUUCAGCGCGGCGCGGAUCCUCUUCUUACCGACGUUCAGGGUUACAACAUCUUACAUCUGGCAACCAUCGACGGAAAUGCGUUUUUACUCGUGCUGCUUCUACACCAAGAGAUCCCGGUGGAUGUUAUAGAUCAACAAGGCCAUACCGGGCUGAUGUGGGCGGCAUACAAAGGGUUCCCAGCAUGCGUAGACUUGUUUUUGCGCUGGGGCGCCAAUGCCAAUGCAGUCGAUGAGGGUGGGCUGACUCCUCUCCAUUGGGCGUUGGUGAAGGGAUCGCUGCCCUGCGUUCAAAAACUCAUCGAGUAUGGUGCGGAUCGGUUCGCAGAGACGAGGGAUGGCAAGGCACCGGCAACGGUGGCUUCGGAGAUGAACACUAUGCGAGUGUGGUAUCGAGCCCUCGACGAGUGCGGUUACGAGUUUGACGGAAACCCCAAGGCCCUUCCCAUGGGGUUGGGGAGCUGGGUGCGAAACAAGAGCAUCAUGUCAAAGUUCUUUUUUCUUUGGCCGUUUCUCAUGGUGUUCGUUGCUACGUGGAUCCUCAGCAACAUGCCCAUUUAUGCUUCCAUUCCCGCAAUACUCAUUACCGUAUUCGGCUUGCAGUAUGUUGCCCAAAAGGCUGCCAGUAAGGGUCCAUCCGAGUAUAGGGUCCUCCAGAGAACGCCUUAUUUGUCGGGGGUAUUUGCUGGAUCUUUGUUCUGGGUCUGUGUCAGAUACGUCCUUAAUGUGCUGCCAGUCACUUACUCUACAAACCCGAUUCUGAACGUGUUCUUUUCGCUCUCCUUCAUAACGACAACGUACUUCUACAUCAUCUCAAUGAUCGAAGACCCUGGUUAUGUUCCCAAACUAGGCAGCAGGAACCAACAGAGGUCGGUCAUUGCCGAGCUUUUUGAGUUGUGGAAAUUCGACGAAGAAAACUUCUGUGUUUUCUGCAUGAUCCGAAAGCCGUUGCGUAGCAAGCAUUGCAGGCGUUGCGGGCGAUGUGUUGCCAAGCACGACCACCAUUGCCCCUGGAUUGACAACUGCGUCGGAGCAAACAAUCUGCGCCACUUCGUAUUGUACAUUGUUUGCCUGGAGAUCGGUAUAACUCUCUUCGUGCUAUUGACGGUCUCCUAUAUCAAGAUUCUGCCGGCACCAAGUGAACUGACAUGCAGCGUCAUAAAUGAUACGCUCUGCAGCUAUGUGCUCCGUGACCCGUUCACUCUCAUUCUUGACUUGUGGAUAAGCAUUCAGCUGGUUUGGAUUACAAUGCUCUGUGCCGUUCAACUUGUCCAGGUGUCACGGAAUCAGACAACCUAUGAGAACAUGCGGGGUCACUCCAUUGACAGAAGUUACCCCAGCUCCCGAGCACUCGCUUCAGCCAUGACAGCAGGAACAACAUCGUUCGACGCAGCUGGACUUUCGGCCAGUGGACAAGGACCAAACCCACAUGGUCGUGUUCGAAAGCAUGGCUGUAUUCAACAAUGGUCGUCCCUGCUUGGCGUUGACGCCUUUUUUGCGACAGCACGGGAUGGUUUGCGCGAUGGACCGCGCGCAGCGCGGCCUCGGAACCCUUUCUCCCGGGGGAUUGUCACCAAUUGUCGAGAUUUCUGGUGUGAUCCGGCACCGUACUUUGGGAGGCGCGAAUCCGGCGCUGCGAUGCUUGAGGGUGAAAUUGUCAAUUAUAACCGGAUGUAUGAAACACCCAUGCGCAUGCGUGGUGGUGGUGGAUCAGGAUUCGGAGGUGCCUACCAGAGCGUGGCCGGCGAAGACCACGUUUGA
Aspergillus chevalieri is the source of this 2187-nucleotide messenger RNA. It is a transcript of the gene AKR1, whose product is annotated as ankyrin repeat domain-containing DHHC palmitoyltransferase family protein. NCBI's taxonomy places the organism in Eukaryota, Fungi, Ascomycota, Eurotiomycetes, Eurotiales, Aspergillaceae. Gene Ontology annotation, biological process: protein palmitoylation. The transcript has 6 exons. Bases 1 to 2187 code for a protein of 728 amino acids. The record is from RefSeq and is a predicted model, not a curated record. Gene Ontology annotation, cellular component: Golgi membrane. Gene Ontology annotation, molecular function: palmitoyltransferase activity; protein binding.